Messenger RNA from Aphanomyces astaci, 7134 nucleotides. RefSeq lists its product as hypothetical. The transcript has 5 exons. Gene Ontology annotation, molecular function: protein binding. The record is from RefSeq and is a predicted model, not a curated record. Lineage: Eukaryota; Oomycota; Saprolegniomycetes; Saprolegniales; Verrucalvaceae. The coding region runs from base 1 to 5757 and encodes 1918 amino acids.
AUGGCGUCGGCAACACAGGAGCAGCGGCACCAUGUUCUCUCGAACGGAAUGCUCAUGUCCGGUGCGCUUCCAACCAUUGGCCAUUCUCGGAGUUGGGCCGCAACCCAAAACCCGUCGGCAGCGGACAACGACACGGACAGCAAAGCCGACGAAGCGUGGGAAAACGAUUUCAAUUUCGACGUGUUGCCCGAGACAUCGGCGCCGCCUCCACGACGAGAUGGCCCAAUGGACGUAGCCACGCGGGUCAAGGGCGAGCGGUUAGCGCUCAACUUUCGGUUGGUGGAUAUCGUCGGGAGGGCGUACGAGGCAAUAAACGAGCUCGCGGACGAAGAAAUCAAACUCAAGGAAGUGUUCAGCCAAUUCAAAGGCCAACACAGCGUCAACGUGGACGACGACAACGAUAGCAUCGCAGCUUGGAUGGACCAAGUGCUGCAAGUACUCGCCGACUGCUGCUGUGUACAUGCGGUUGGCCCCCACGAGCAGCCCUUGAACACUAUCGACCGGUUGGACGAAGCUUCGCGUCUCGUCGUUCAGACCACCAAUGAACUAACUACGACCCCCCAGAUUCCACGGCACAUGGUUAUGAUUGUGCAGUUGUGGCUCCACGUUGAAACGUACGCGCUAUCUCUGGACAAGGACUAUCCGGCCAUGGUGUCAGCUAUAGCCAACGCAGUGCUUCAAAUGAAACGAAUGGACAGAGACUCGCACAACAACCCCCACUUUGGCCUCACCGUGGUAGCGCUCAACGAAAUGCACGAGGCGGCGUCGCGGUCUUGUGUUGGCAUCUCCCCCAAGAAACAAGCAUCGCAUCUGCCAAAGUACCGCUCCGAGACAUCUUUCGGUCCUCCGUCCACCAAGUUGACCCACCAGGUGGAAACGUUGCUGGUGUUGCGUCUUGCACUUCUCAGUGUCGUCCUCACAUCAUACAAGCACGACAAACGUCAUCGUCGCUUGUGUUGGCCAGUCGUGUCUAGCUUGACAUUGUGCUCUGCCCAUAUUCUGUCGGAGUCGUUUGACAUCCCCCUCGCCAUGGAUUAUGCGUGCCUGGCCAGCAAACUGGCUGCGUACCUGACGUUGGACGACUCCAUGUUAAGCGCCGCCAAAGCCUUGCAGUGUCAGGCGCAGACGAGUCUGCAAUCGCUUCAGCACGACAAGGACUGGGCCGACUUUGACGAGCACUACGAACACUCCCAGCGCAUGUUUUCCAUCAAUUGGACGGGUCAUCUCACUCCAAAGGACUGCCUCGUGACCAAAAUUGGGUCCCCCACAAGUCAAGGCGACCCCGUCGGUCAUGAUGGCGACUCGGAAAACAGCUCGGAUUGGGACGUUGACGAAGUCAAAAUGCCCCACCUAUGCUCUGGCAUGUUGCAACAGCCAACCGGGAGCGCGUCGUCGUUGGCUUCAGUUCUGAACCUGCGGGAUCUGUUUGUGCCUAUGAAAGCGCACGCCCCGACGUCCUCUUUUCCAGCGAUGCUCACCCAAUCGAUGGAACACCCGGCUCCGGACACGACGCCGCCGCUGCCGCCGCCAUCGUCCCCGUACUCGAGGACGUUUGCUGCGUUUGAAACGGGAAAUCUCCUCAGCAACUCGUUCCAAUCCACGCGGUCCAUGGACCAAUGGCUGCGCGACCUGCCGUCCGACAACUCGACGGCGCGUCGCCGUCCCCACGAGUCGCCCCAUCCCGACGACGCCGCCGCCGUCCACCACUUGACGACCACCCCUAAAUUCACACAAGAGUGGGUCGACAUGUAUGAAUCGUCGUGCCGGCACUUUGUUGUGUCUGCUCCAGACGCGUGCUUCCAACUGGUCCACACGUUCUUCUCCGACGUCGCCACGUACUUGGUCCAUCCUUCUGGUGACAAAACAGUAACCUCGUCCACGUCCGCUGUCUUGGACGCCGGGUUGCGGUUGUGCACGCUGGUGGGCGAGUUCUUACCUCCCCAGUCUGUGCACACAUACCUGUCGCUUCUGCAGUCGUGUGACGCUGGAGUAUUCGUGCAUCUCCGAUGUACGCUGGUCGACCUCGAAUUGCGUGUUCACCACGCGUUGGUCAUCUACGAAGAUGCCCUGGACUCGUCCGAUGUAUGGAAAACGUCAUUGUGGGGCGACCUCCGCGACGCAUCCAGUCGAUUGCACUCUACAAAGCUGGAGACUCUGACAAUAUCGCAGAACGACAACAACGAGGAUGCUCCGAUGUGUGAAGUGCUGGAGCUGAGCAUGCAAGUGUUAUUGAUAGCCCACUGUUUGAACUGUGGCAUCUCGCCUCUGACCAUGAAGCGCAUAUCAAAAGCCUGUCCAAUUCUCACAAGUGCCGUCGACGGUUUCGACGACGACAACCACCUUGACAGACUGGUGGCAGUCUUGGAUAUCGUGCGGCACUUUGCCACCCAUCCGCUGGCGGCGUCCGCGGAGGGCACGUGGCACCGCCUCAAGCUCGUGUAUCCACUGCUGCCGCUGACGUCGCCCGUGCGAGUUCGCGCUGGCGUGGCCAUGGGCAUGACAAUGCUAGUCCAGGACGACGUCCACGCUGCCGAGAGCAUCGUGUACGAGUCCAUCUACGUCUUACACACGCACUUCACAUUGCACUCGAUGACGGGGAUCACCGCCUUGACCUUGUUUGGGGACGCGCUCUUGGCGGUGCAAAAGGUCGAGUUUGCCACGGCCGCGUUUGAAAGCGCGUGCCACAUUGCCCAGCUGGUUGGCGCCACUUUGUCUGUCGUCGACCUCGAGCGGAAGCUAGCGGUGCUGUGCAGCGAUCACGGCGAUAUCGACCGAAGCCUUCGGUACUACAAGCGCAUUCGAGCUCGGAGUUUGACAAAGCGGAUGUGGUUUGAGUACGCCUACAUCUCGGUGGCCAUGGCCUGCCUCGUCAUGGACAGGGGCGAAUACGCCACCGCGGCGCUAGACAUCCAUCCCAUCUUGCAGCAGAUGCAACUGCUGGCGCCGUACGAGGCGGACGUGGUCACGGAAUGUCAAGUGCUCGCGAUUCGGUUGAGCAUUUGCCAUUUAAAACUGCACUGCCCGCAUCGCGCCAUCUCGACGCUGGAGCUUUGCCUCCAGCACUUUCAACCCAAGGGAGCUAAACAUGUCGUGGUGCUGAUGUGGCUAGCCAAAGGCUAUUACAAGUCAAGUCAGUUUGGUCACUGCGACGUCACGUUGAAAACGAUUGCUAAACUACGCAAAGAUUACAAGACUAACCACUACACCAGUGUUCAAUUAGGCGGGUCGUUUGCCAAGCUACCGCAGCCCCUCCAGUAUUCAAUAACGUUAGAGAGGACGCCCCCUCACGACACGUCGUCGGAUUUGUACCCACUGUACACAAAAGUAGCGUUGAAGCGCAACGACUUUGACCUCGCGGCGCAUUACUCGGCGUUGUCGAUCGUGUACUUGGAGCUCCAGCCACCCCCCGUGGCUGCGACCACGUUGCUCCAGCUAGCGCAUGCCUACUACCUCCGAGGCAAAGUGCUGCAAGCCGCCGCGGCCGCCCCGUGGCGGUUUCCCAUGAAACUGCAGAGUUUAGACUGCGAGUACCUUGUGUCCACUAAAGCCGCGAACAGGGGGCUCUAUCGACGAAAGAGCUCUGCGCUUGUACGCGAACGGGUGCUCGUAUCACUGGAUGAAUGCAUGUACCACAGCCUGCGCGCGUUUCACCACAGCUACGAACUGUUCCAUGGCCAAACCGACACUGUGGGCAUGAUGAAGGCGGCGAGUGGUCUCUCGGCAGUGUACUUACACAAAGUGUUUCUUCCCCAUAUGAUAUUGCAGCGACCCCUCGACCAACUCAUGAAGUUCUCGCUCGCCCGUCGACCGUCUUCAGCGUCUGUUUCGUCGCACGACAUCAAGACGAGUAGCUGUGUCGAGUUCGAAUUUGCACUGGCCGACAUUGAAACCCCGACCAAGUUUGUGUGGGACUCGAGUGUCGUGGCAACGGACCCUCGGUUGUACAUAGACGCAUGCCUCAACAUGAGCCAGCUGCACUGCCUGCGAGGCCUUGGACCUGACGCCCUGGGCUUCUGGUACGAGGCUCGCGACGUGUUUCUCAGCUGCGUGCUGUGUCCGUCGGGGGCGUCCAUGCAGCGAUCCUUGUCUCGGCUCGUCGAAACGCUGCUGACGUUUGACAAGUCGGUCGUAAACGAGAAUGUAGUGCUGUUGGAGCUUGUGGCGACGCCGUGGACAUCGUGGCGGCAUGCCACGUGUUUGAAGAAGACUGGGUGGCGCAAGUGUGCCAGGAUAGCAGAGACGAGCACGAGUUACCAGGCCAAGGUGCUGCGCGAGAAGCAACCGAAAGGACCAAGCCACCAGCGCCACAAGUCGGACACGCUCGAGUUGUGUACGACAAGGCACACGAAUGGACCAACGAUGGGGAUCAGCGUCGGAGGCAGUGCUAGGUCCCUGUCAACCCCUCCUUCCCCUGGGCGAGCCCCAGACAUGCCAAGAACGGCGACCCCCGCCUUGAAAACGGAUGGAGGCACCGAAAACGAUCCACGUCCAACGGCGACGAAUGUGGAAGUGCACAUUCAUCACGGCUUUGCCAGGCUAAAGCACCACCGAGACAUGCAACGCAACGGCAAAGUGCCCCAAGAUGCCCUCAAGACAGACGCAACGUGCCGCCGCUUCCUGCGCCAGAUUUGGGACCACAUGUCCGUGUUCCGAGGCGGGUGCUCGCUGUCCCUGUGGCUGUCGUCGGUCGGGUAUGACAAGGACACCAUGUCCACGGUGGUGUACGUGUUGGAGGUGGCCCCGGCGUUGAUCGUGGCCAGUGUGGGGCUGGCCACGGGGAUUUGCGACUGGAAAUUCAUUCAACAGAAUCAAGUCACGUUGGUCUCUGCCGUCCCAUCAACGUCCUCCGUCCCGCAUCCCCCUAUUCUUCGGCGCUUCCGCAUCAAUGAAACCAAAGCGCUGUCGUCACCACUAUCGGCGUCCGUGGUGCCGCUUUUGUUUACGUGUUCGUCUUCCAGUGUAACUACCCAGCACAAGCAACCCCAUCGAGAUGCUUUUCACAUGUUUGGCCGCGAAUUCACGAGCUGCCUGUCGUUGAUACACUCGGGCCUCGACGGAACACUCGAAGCAACCGACCGUCCGUCACACGACCAAGAUCGUCACAUUGUUGGUGGUGCGGUCGUGCACUACUCGCUCGUCUGCAGCCCGUCGUUGCAGAGCUUGCCUUGGGAAUGCAUGCCUGGGGUGGCCAUGGUGCGUCGACCAUCCGCGUUUCUCACAGACACACCACAGCCUGCCACGUCAUUGCCCAGAGACCAUCCAAUCACGUUUCGCAUCUGCCGGGUCAAAUCACCUCGGCACGAGCACUCGACUACCAUCGAAACGUUGUCGCCGUGGUGGACUGUGCUCGGGUAUCCUUCGGAAGUAACGCUGUCACACAAAAAGGUCAAGUUCUCCAACCAAAUCAAGGUCGUUCCCAAGGUGCAGUCCUCCCAAUGGGACGACCUUCAUCAUGCGACUGGAGGAACCGAGGUCGAGAUCGUGCUGGGUUCCUUUAUAGAACUGAACGCGAACCCGCUCCUUUGCCGCCCCACGUCCACACGCCUCUACAUCUUUGCGCCACCAAUGUACUUGCCCCUCUUGGCCAAAGCCACGCUGAAGUCGCUGCCACUAGUUAAGAAGCCGUCGAUGUUUUCACCACGACGGAACGUGCCCGCCGUGGCUGCGGCAGGUGUGCUUCAGAGUAUUCAAGCCAUCGUGUCGGCGUUUCAAGAUUUGCAUGGCGUGCCAGUCGCACUGUACAGCGUGAACCCGUGACUACCCCAAACACCACUCCUGCUUAUAUCGCACAAUGAACCGCUUAAUGGCAUGGUCUGAAACAUGCAAUGACGUGGCAAGUUUCUGCAAGUUUGUUUCUAUUUUCACCUGGUGUUUGCAGACGAUAGUCGAGGAGGCAUGUAUAAUAAAUAUAGUGGUCGUCUGUGGGGCUAGGAAUGCAGUGGGGAUGGUAUCUGCAAUACUACCGGUAGAUGAGGAUUCUCUCUGCCAUCCAUUUUGGUCUCGAUCGUUCGUUCGAUCGAUCGAUCGCUUGUUCGCGUUAUACGUUGGCUUUGUCGCCGAGCGGUCGGUACACUUCGACCGACAUGUCAAGCUCGUGCCCGGGGAGCGGUAUCGGAGGCACGUCGCUGUCGGAGCAGGCUUCAGUGACCACGUCGCCGACUGCAUCGUCUGGGUCGCUGUCUGGAACUAGAAGCUCGUCAGCGGCUGCUUUGCGCUGCGACCGGAACGUAUCCAGCGUAUAGAUGACGAGCGCGACCCAGACCUGGGCGAAUCCAAUGGCCUUGGUGGUUUCGAACGGCUCAUGGUAGAGAAAGAUGCCAAUGAGGACAUUCAAAGUCGGCCCGAUGAACUGCAGCAGCCCCAUGAUGGUCAUGGGGAUAUACUUGAUGGCGGUGGAGAAGAGCAACUGCGGCGUGACGGUGAGCACGCCCAGGCCGACCAUGAGCACGUCGUUGGCGACGGCGGAGUGGCCAAACGCCCCCUGGCCUUGUCCUUCCUGCACAAUCAAGUAGAUCCAGCAUGGCACGGACAAGUACGCAAAUUCGAGGGCGAUGCCCUGGACCGACUUGAGCGGCGCCUUCUUCGCCAUGAGCGCGUAGAAACCAAAAUCAAACGCCAACACGAGCGCAAUCCAUGGGAACUUGCCGUACAAGAACGUCACGGUGGCGACACCACACACAGCCAGGGUCACAGCGAUCCAUUGCCACAACCGAAGCUUCUCGCGGAGCACCACGACCCCGAGGAACACACUCACGAGGGGACUCAUGAAGUACCCAAGGCUCAUUUCGACGAUGUAGCCUGCGUUCGUCGCCCAGAUGCUCACAAAAAGGUUUAUUCCCAGGAGCGUUCCUGAAAGAGCGUAAAAUCGAAGGACAGACCACUUGCAGGCAGCCGACGUGGUCGCCGAAGCCAGGCCAUGGAAGUAGAGCACAGCGAAAGCGAUGGGAAACGCCCACACGAUCCGAUGGCAUAGCAGCUGCAUGGCGGGGAUGGUCGUGAGCUGCUUCCAGUAGAUGGCGCUGCAGCCCCAUAUCACGUACGCGAACACCCCAAAGCACACGCCGACGUGGAACUGUUGCAUGUUUACAGCACUGUAAACUGAAAGAAUAGGCACGGGAGCAAUGCGAAGCGACA